This is a messenger RNA of Morus notabilis, 1843 nucleotides long. Its product is annotated as probable mitochondrial adenine nucleotide transporter BTL3. The record is from RefSeq and is a predicted model, not a curated record. The transcript has 4 exons. Gene Ontology annotation, biological process: transmembrane transport. The coding region runs from base 244 to 1572 and encodes 442 amino acids. Lineage: Eukaryota; Viridiplantae; Streptophyta; Magnoliopsida; Rosales; Moraceae.
CAUAAAGCAAACAAACACGCAAAUAUUUUGUUGUGUUUGAAGCUCUCGGCGAUGGAAGCUAAGCUAAGCAGAAGAGAAGCAGAAUAAUAAUCAUCCACCAUUAAAAUUCCUUCCCAUCAUUCUCAUCCAUAAUUCCACUAUUCUAUUCCUUUGUGCUCUUCAAGCUCACUUUCUCUCUCUCUCUAAAUAAACCCUUCUCGCUCUCUCUUUCUCUCUCAUGCCUCUGCGAAUCUCCACACCACAAUGCGGAGCGGAACGGAGAACACCAUUCCUCUUCUCGCGCGCUUGAUGAUCGACCAAUCACCACCGUCCGAUCGCCGCUUAUUCUUCCCCUGCGGAGGCCUUUUCCUCGACCCGACCCACGCCGUUCCUCCUUCCUUCGUCUCCUCGGUUUCAUCGAACGCCGCCGUUUCGGAUCCCGUUUCGGUUUCGACUCGCCGAGAAACGGUACGUUUCGGGGGACUGAGACGCCGACGCGGCGGCGGCGGAGGAGGAGUUUUCUUGUCGGUGAGCUUGUCGAUAAAGGCAAAUAGUGGUGAUGGUGACGAGGAGGGGUACGAUCGGGAAUCCAGAGAAGCUUUGGGGCAAAAUGGGAAUAUUAUUACCUCGUCGGAGGAGGCCGUGGCGGUUUACGAGACUGUACGGACUAAGGAGAAGAAAUCUUCAGGCGUUUUCAACGUGACCAAGCACCUUUGGGCUGGUGCUGUUGCUGCCAUGGUCUCAAGGACAUUCGUUGCACCUCUUGAGAGACUAAAGCUGGAAUACAUAGUUCGUGGCGAGCAGAAGAACCUCUUUGAGCUCAUUAGAACUAUUGCCGUGUCUCAAGGGCUUAAAGGGUUUUGGAAAGGGAAUUUUGUCAAUAUUCUUCGUACAGCGCCUUUUAAGGCUAUUAACUUCUAUGCUUAUGAUACAUAUAGAAAUCAUCUGAUGAAAAUUUCUGGUAACGAGGAAACCACGAAUUUUGAGAGGUUUCUUGCCGGUGCUGCAGCUGGAAUUACGGCUACUGUGCUCUGCAUACCUAUGGACACUAUCAGAACCAUUAUGAUAGCACCUGGUGGGGAGGCCUUGGGUGGUGUAAUUGGUGCUUUCCGCCAUAUGAUCCAAACUGAAGGAUUCUUUUCUCUCUACAAGGGUUUAGUACCAUCGAUUGUGAGCAUGGCACCUUCAGGCGCAGUUUUCUAUGGCGUUUAUGAUAUAUUAAAAGCAGCUUAUCUGCAUUCACCAGAAGGGAGGGAAAGAAUCCAACGUAUGAAACAAGAGCGUGAGGAUCUGAAUGCUUUGCAACAACUAGAAUUGGGUCCUAUUAGAACAUUACUCUAUGGGGCCAUUGCUGGUCUUUGUUCGGAAGCCGCGACAUACCCGUUUGAAGUCGUGAGGAGACAACUUCAAUUGCAAGUUCGCGCAACAAGGUUAAGUGCAUUGUCAACUUGUAUGAAAAUUGUUGAGCAAGGAGGCAUUCCGGCUCUGUACGCAGGACUAGUUCCAAGCUUAUUGCAGGUUUUACCAUCAGCUGCCAUUAGUUACUUUGUGUACGAGUUCAUGAAGAUUGUUCUCAAAGUGGAGUCCACAUAAUAUGCUUGAUUGUCACAUUAAGGAUUCCGGUUUCCUUUUUCAUAAUAAUGAGUUAUAUAGACUUGGCUGAAGAUCCUCUUUGCAAUGUUUGUUCAGGGGGUUUAUGAGGGAACUGAAAUAAGAAAACCUAGUUCCAAGUAUAAACCCGACAUAAUUUGACAAAAAUUAUUGUCCAAUUGUCCACCUUGUUCCCUUGGCAGAUUUUCAGAAAAAGAAAAUUUGUUAAGACUUUAGUGUGGGAAAGAAAGCAGAGGAAAUACGACAAAACGUU